Pelodiscus sinensis (Chinese soft-shelled turtle) is the source of this 1709-nucleotide messenger RNA. The record is from RefSeq and is a predicted model, not a curated record. NCBI's taxonomy places the organism in Eukaryota, Metazoa, Chordata, Testudines, Trionychidae.
AAAAGGAGUGGAUGCAAGCGGGACUAUCAGACGGAGACAGCCCAGGGCUGCUGCGCCGGGAGCAGAGCCCCCAGAGAGAGGUGGCGGUGCGCCAGGCACAGGCUUCUCUCACGAGCCUCAGUCCUGGCCAGGGCCAGGCUGGCGAGAGGGCCACCAGCAGAGAAAGUGGGCAUCCCCUGGCCCCGCCAACCGUGACGGGAAGGAGCACAGGAGCUGCUGGGCAGAGACUGUUACUGCUCCAAAGGCAGCCCGAGAAAGGAGGCAAGCAAAGCACAGGAGGGGACCCGCUCCCAGCUGGACUCAGCCCGUCAGUGGCUUUUUAAGCCCACCCCAGACUCCUGGUCUGAGCUCUCAUGACCAGAUUGGAGGGGCAGUGCUCUGAAGUGCAGGAGCAUUUCUCUAAGGGGCCCCUGAGCCUAAACAAUGGACGUUCUCCUCCCAGAGCAGGGUGCAGUGUGCCCUCCUGGAGCCAGGUGGCUUAGCUGUUGAGGGCCGAUCUGUCCUCUGAGCUGGCACUGAGGGGAGGUGAGGCCUGACAUUGCUGACGUAUCUCUUCCCCCAAACACGCCACUCUCGACGGGACACAGUCUGAUUUCAUUCUGCUCCUACGGACAAAGCCUGGCUGUGGGUGGCCAGAAAAACUCUGGCUCGCAGAGAAAAAGCACCACCUCAUUGGUGCCUUGUGUUAAAGGAUGGCUGGAGCCCUCCCUGCCAGCUGCUGGCUCCUAUUAUUGUGUGGGGGACUCCUGGCAGUGGCCUCAUGCAUUGGCUCAGUGGAGUCAGAAAAACUCGGAAGCAGAAGAAGCCGAGAGAAGAAAUCCCAGUGGAAUGAGUAUCCCACAGGCCAGGGGAAAAGCAGCCUGGCUCUGCCUGCCUCUAACGACCCGGAACCUGUCCCUGAGCAGCCACGCAGCAUUGACCCCCGGGACGCUUGGAUGCUCUUUAUGAAACAAUCAAACAAAGGGGUGAACAGCAAGAAACGGGGCAAAGGCAAAUCACAAACACUCAAGUUUGGCCUGCCAGGCCCACCAGGUCCCCCUGGCCCUCAAGGGCCUCCGGGAGCUCUGGUGACACCAGAAGACUUGCUGAAGGACUUCCGGCUGCUGCUGAAAGAGGCAGUAAAGGAGCGGGAGAGGAUGAGCCUGGAAGCUUGCCAGGAAGGUGAGGAGGAGAGAGGAGAAGAUGACAUCCUGGCACUUGUUGCUGGUUCGUUGGCAAAGAGGCAGCCACAACAUCGAGUGGAAGCAGCCUUCCACUGCCGGAUACUGAGAAACCUGCCCAUUGACCGGAGAUCCCUGCAAGAGCUUCGCAUCUAUUACAUACCUCAGAAAGAAGGAGUGUUCUACCGAGGCCUGGGGCUGAACCUCACCAGUGGCCAAUAUACUGCGCCUGUCACGGGCUACUACACCUUCACCGCCACCUUGCACAUCGUUCACAGAGAACAACAGAGGAAGGGGCCCCAGCGUGCAAGAGAUCGCCUGCGGGUACUGAUCUGUGUCCAGUCGCUGUGUCAGCGCAACGUUUCUCUGGAGACGGUGGCUGGCUUGGACUGCAGUAGUGAACUUUUUACCAUCUCAGUCAGUGGAAUCCUAUACUUGCAGGCUGGCCAGUAUGCCUCAGUUUUUGUAGACAACGCCACAGGAUCAUCCCUCAGUGUUCAAAGUGGCUCGGAUUUCAGUGCUGUUCUUCUGGGGGGGGGAAUGCUUUGA